UGUAAGCACUGCAGCAUGGAUUUUGAGACAGUCUGCUCCCUUAAAAGGAUCCUGAAAGACAAGACUGAUGAUGCCAAUAAGACUGAUGAUGAUGCCAGUAAGAUUGAUGAUGUCAGCAGCAAUGACUCCCAGCCCCAGUGUGAGCUCAACAAGCCUGUCGAUGUCCACGCCGACUUCAGCAAACUGCUGAGUGAACUCAACAAGAACGAUGCUCCGUAUGCCCUCAGUCUUGCCAACAGGCUGUAUGGGGAGAAGUCUUACCAGUUUAUUGAGGAGUUUUUAGCAGACAUCAAAAAGGAAUACAAAGCUGAGCUUGAGUCAGUGGACUUCAAAAGCAGCGCAGAGGAGGUCAGGGUCAACAUCAGUGAAUGGGUGGAGAAGCAGACACAAGGUAAAAUCAAGGACUUGCUGGGGAAGAACGCGGUGGACGGUCUGACCAGGCUGGUACUGGUCAAUGCCAUCUACUUUAAAGGCAACUGGAACCAGAAGUUCAACGAGAAGGAUACUGCUGAUGCAGCCUUUAAAAUAAACAAGAAUGAUACUAAGGAGGUGAAGAUGAUGCGGCUGACCAGUACAUUUCCUGUCGCUGUCAUUCCAGAGCUCAACUGUCGGGUGCUUGAGAUGCCCUACAAAGGAAAGGACCUCAGCAUGCUCAUCUUCCUGCCUGAUCAGAUAGAGGAUGAUUCAACAGGUUUGGAGAAGCUUGAGAGCAAGCUGACCUAUGAGAAGUUUGUGGAGUGGACUAGUCCAGUCACGAAGAAUGAAAUUGAGGUCCAGGUGAGCCUGCCUCGAUUCAAGUUGGAGGAGAAGUACGACAUGAAGGAUGUCCUGGUCAGCAUGGGCAUGGUGGAUGCCUUUGACACUGCAAAGAGUGACUUCUCUGGAAUGUCUUCAGCAAACGACCUGGUACUGUCUAAAGUCGUCCACAAAGCCUUUGUGGAUGUGAACGAGGAAGGAACUGAGGCUGCAGCUGCCACUGGGGGUGUCGCUAUCAACCUUGUCUCUUCCUGAAAUGUUCACAGCAGA
This is a messenger RNA of Amphiprion ocellaris (clown anemonefish), 1026 nucleotides long. RefSeq names its product leukocyte elastase inhibitor-like. NCBI's taxonomy places the organism in Eukaryota, Metazoa, Chordata, Actinopteri, Pomacentridae. Gene Ontology annotation, molecular function: serine-type endopeptidase inhibitor activity. The record is from RefSeq and is a predicted model, not a curated record. Gene Ontology annotation, biological process: negative regulation of endopeptidase activity. The coding region runs from base 16 to 1011 and encodes 331 amino acids. The transcript is spliced from 8 exons.